Molecule: messenger RNA, 1197 nt
Organism: Symbiodinium sp. CCMP2592
Lineage: Eukaryota; Dinophyceae; Suessiales; Symbiodiniaceae
Source: the annotation of a GenBank genome assembly
AUGACGGAGUCAGAACUUCGAUGCAUAAAGUGCGACGAUGCGGUGACACUUGAGACUAGUCACGCCAGUGGACGGAACGUCCUAAGGCGUGUCUGCGGGGGUUGUUCCUCCACUGACAGGUGGCUCCAAAGGUCCCGCAAAACUAAGGACAAGAAGGGGGGGGAAACGGAAAAGGAACGAGAAGCAAGAGUGAACCCCGAAAAAGUGGCCGUGUCGCUCAGCAAAAUGAGCACUGAGGAGAAGUUUGCCUGGUACAGAAAACAGAAAGCGCAAAGGGCCGAAAGCGGCACAAGCCGCAAGCGUACCUUCGAAAAGGCGGUAGGAGCUUUGACGGAAGAGAGGAAGAGGCUGGAAAGCCAACAGGACGUGGACCGGUGGUUCCGGUUCAAGGACUGGGCGGCGAGGGAGGCGUUGCUGACAGGAGCAAAGCCCGAAGAGCUGCCCAGGUUGUGGAAGGCAGAGACCUCGAAGCCCGGCGCAAUCACGAAGGUUGUGCGAGGCGAGCUCUUGUUGAAGGAGUGGUCAGGCUGCGAAGACCGCUUGGGGUCGCAGCACGAGCUGUCCACCUCCGUGAAGCAGAGGAUGGAUCUCUUGUCAAAGGAAGACCUGGAGAGAUUCCAGGAGAUCUCUGCUGGCAGGCUCGAGCGAGGACAGAACCUCCUUUCGGCCGACCGUCUUGUGAACAGUGCCAACAACACAAGGCAGGAAAGCCAACUCCUCAAUGUCGUGGCUGACAUGGAGGAGGCGGCACAAAUCCGCAGGGAGCUGGAGGCCCGUCUCUUCGAAGAAGCCGAGAUCGCCGAGGCGAGGCGAAAAGCGGCGCAGGAAGAGAAACCGAAGGUUUCCAGUGCAGCACUGGAGAAGCUGCAGUACGGGCAGUCGAUGGUUCAAGCGGACACCACGAUCGAGUCGUGGUUGCGGAAGCAUCGGAAUGCCUACACCGGCAUGGUUGCGGACAUCAAAGAAUGCGGCAUCGAAUCCGAUGCUGGCGGCAAAUCCGAGCUGCAGAUCAAGACCCAAGACUUCGAGAGGCUGGUCUCCGAGCUGAAGCGGGAGGUGAUGGAGAAGCUUCAGACACUUGGCUCAUUACAGAUCUUUUUGUGUUGCAAUCGUGAGCCGAGGGAGUUGACUAGUCAGGGUUGUCCCGGCUUCAAUCCUAAAGCAAUCCUCGACGGAUCCCAUCGGAAAACCCAGUAA